Messenger RNA from Perkinsus marinus ATCC 50983, 2053 nucleotides. RefSeq names its product glutaminyl-tRNA synthetase, putative. The coding region runs from base 35 to 2014 and encodes 659 amino acids. The record is from RefSeq and is a predicted model, not a curated record. Gene Ontology annotation, molecular function: ATP binding; glutamine-tRNA ligase activity. Lineage: Eukaryota; Perkinsozoa; Perkinsida; Perkinsidae. The transcript has 18 exons. Gene Ontology annotation, cellular component: cytosol; cytoplasm. Gene Ontology annotation, biological process: translation; glutaminyl-tRNA aminoacylation.
AGCCAUACUACUUCGGCGUAUUCGGUCGGUUUUGAUGUCUACAACAGAGUCCACAGGGAAGAACUUCAUUCAAACUGCGAUCGACCAGGACCUGGCUCCCGGAGGAAGGUGCCAUGGUAAGAAGAUCGUUACUCGAUUCCCUCCUGAGCCCAACGGAUAUCUGCAUAUUGGACACGCUAAGAGCAUUUGCCUUAACUUUGGGCUGGCCAAGCAAUAUGGUGGUACUUGCCACUUGAGGUUCGAUGAUACCAACCCCAGUGCUGAGAGUGAUGAGUAUGUGAGGAGCAUCCAGGAGGACGUCAAGUGGCUAGGGUUCGACUGGGACGACAACCUCUUCUUCGCAUCGUCCUAUUUCGAUCAGCUUUACGAGUGGGCCGAGUAUCUCAUCAACAAGGGGGAGGCUUAUGUGGAUCUCCAAACCCCCGACGAGAUCCGCAUCAACCGCGGCAAUAUCAAUACCCCCGGCACCAACUCCCCAAACCGUGACCAGACCCCCGAGGAGAACCUCCGACUUUUCCGAGAGAUGCGGGACGGCAAGUUCAAGGAAGGGGAAGCCUUGUUGCGAGCCAAGAUCGAUAUGGCCUCUCCCAACAUGAACAUGAGGGACCCUCCCAUGUAUAGGAUCCUCCAUAAGGAGCAUCACAGGACCGGCAAAAAGUGGUGUAUCUACCCUCUAUACGACUUCGCCCAUGGAGAGGAGGACGCCAUUGAACAUAUUACUCAUUCCAUCUGCACAUUGGAAUUCGAAAACCAUCGAGAGCUCUAUGACUGGUUCUUGGCACAUCUACCCGUACCCUCCCGACCUCAUCAGUAUGAGUUCGCGAGGCUGCAGGUUACCAACACUAUAAUGAGUAAGAGGAAGCUGCUGAAGUUGGUGAACUCACACUCUGUACGUGGUUGGGAUGACCCUAGAAUGCCAACGAUUUCCGGUAUGCGUCGACGAGGUGUGACCCCUAAGGCCCUCCGCACCUUCUGCCAGAAGGUAGGGGUGUCCACCAGUCUGAGUACUAUUGAUAGUGUACUCCUAGACGAGUGCAUUAGGGAGGAUCUCGAGGCCAACUCCAAUCGUAGGAUGUGUGUGGUGAAUCCAGUGAAGGUCUACAUCGAGACCAUGCCCGACGAGGAGCGUAUCGAGGUGGAGGCACCGAACCAUCCUGGGAUGCCUGAGGCGGGUUCCCGCAAGUUGUAUUUGCGCAACCGACUUGUAAUUGAAUCGAGUGAUUUCCGCAUAGACCCUCCUGAAGGGUUCAAGAGGCUCUCACUAGGCGGAAAGGUGAAACUACGUUACGGGUACGUUAUCAAGGCCGAGCGAGUGACCCCUGAGGGAGUGGUCAUCUGCAGUCAUGACCCUGAUUCCCUUCAUGGGGAGGGAAGCCUUCCUAAGGACGUCAAGGGAGUCAUCCAUUGGGCGGUCGAUGCUGAGGAGAGUAAUGAGGAUGUAGUGCGGGGCACAGUCAACUGGUAUGAGAAUCUAUUAUUGCCAGAGUCGGCUCCCACUGAUGAGGGUGCCACCUCGGAGGAAGAAGCAUCCAUGGUACCUGGCACAGCGGAGGUGGAAGAGGCUGAUAAGGAUGCUUGGUUAUCCCAAUUGAAUCCUAACAGUCUUCGAGAGUAUAAGGCCUACUUCGAGCCCUCCAUGGCUGAGGCUAAGCCGAUGGAGACUUUCCAAUUCGAGCGUGUUGGUUACUUUGUCGUUGAUAAGGAUUCCACUGCUGAUCAGCUUACAUGCAACCUCACAGUCACUCUCAAGGAGAGUGGACUCAAGAAAACUGAGGGGAAGCACGCGGGUCGUUCUCGUAAGGAGGCCCAAGCAGCCCAGCUAGCCGAGAAGGAGGCUAAGAAGAAGAUCAGGCCCGAGGAUAUGUUCAAAGAGCAAACAGACAAGUACUCCCAAUUCGAUGAGAGUGGCAUCCCUACUCACGACGCAGCUGGAGAGAAGCUCGCCAAGAGUGCUUAUAAGAAGCUUCACAAGGAGUGGGAGAAGCAAAGACGCUUGUACGAGAGCAACCACUGAAUCCACACAGUCCUUAGCCGCUGAUCCUUCAUCUAUCGU